GCAGUGGUUGGUGACCUGUGGUCAGUGGACGUAAUGGGACCAUUUCCGCAGACGUCUAAUGGCAACCAAUACCUGUUGGUGAUGACGGAGCAUGCUACACGAUGGGUAGACACUGUCGUGCCUCCUGAUCAACGCGCGAAGACAGUGACCACAGCGGUGAUACCGCAUAUUAUCGCGGAUCACGGUGUGACGAAGAUGAUACUGACCGACGACCAAGGUCCUUGUUUUGAGAGUGAAGAAUUUAAAUCCUGUUUGGAGCAGCUUGAUAUCAAGAGGACAAGAAUGACGCCGUACCACCCACAGACUAACGGUUUGACAGAACGGAAUAACCGUACACUGAAGGAGUGGCUAGCUUCGAAAGGAGGAAAUUGGGAGAAAAAACUGCUGUUAGUAUUAUUAGUUCAUCGUGCCUCGGUACAAGGAACAACCAAGAAGUCGGCGUCCCAGUUAAUGUAUGGCAGGAAACCACGGCUCCCGAUACAUAGUAAGACCUGGCCCCAACAACAGCCUUGGAACAUGACAAGGCUGAGAGAGGAGCGGAAACAGGCUAUCAGGAAUGUGGAACGAAAGCAGAAGGCUGAUGCUGAAAAAUCUGAGCAGAGAGAAGGAAGUAAAUGGAAACUAUUUGAGGUUGGAGAUCAGGUGAAUUGUAAAGAACGAGGAUAUACGUCAGGAGGUGAGUAUGGCAGAAGGAAACUACUUCCGAAGUGGGAAGGACCAUACAUCAUUACCGAGAGACUUGGUUCAAUUUAUACCAUCAAACAAGGGAACAAAGAGAAAAGAGUAAACGCCAGACUACUUCGAAAAUGGAAGCAGUGGGAAAAAGACGAAACAGCGAGUGAAAACCAAGAGAAGACAGCACCAAGACGAUCAUUAUCAACAUAGGACCAGG
Molecule: messenger RNA, 892 nt
Organism: Heterobilharzia americana
Lineage: Eukaryota; Metazoa; Platyhelminthes; Trematoda; Strigeidida; Schistosomatidae
Source: the annotation of a GenBank genome assembly